CCGCACCACAGUCGAACACAGUCUGCCUGUCCUCGCACAACAGCUUUUCUAGCCCCAGUCGUGCAGCCACAUGUCUGGCUUCUAUUCGCGCUACGUGCCCUCUACGACAAAGACCGAUGGCCUCGCAGACAUCACCGAGAAACCUAAGUCCAGCGGGGACAAGCGCAAGCGAGACCGAGAUGCGCCGAUCCAGGAGAAGAGACGCAAGAAGCUGAAGACUUCAAAGACACCAGAUCGGCCCAUUGACACCUCUCCCCUUCCUGUUGCAAAGACAGCCGCCGUGACCGCUGAAGACUCCUCAUUUGUAACGGGGAAGGGAAUCUUGGACAAAUAUCGCGUUACGGAGGCUGCAGGGUCUGAGACUCCCUCAGUUACAGUUAAAUCAAAGACCUCGAAUGCACUGCAACACGAGAAUUCCGACUUGGGAGAUGGGAAUCAACGAGAACGCGACAACAUGACAAAGAAGAAGAGAAAGAAGGAGAAGCGAGGGACGACGGGUGAACAGGAAGAGGAGGGACAAGUCGCAGCACACGCACAGAAGCACACCGCACUGCUCACGAAGUAUGCAAAGGUAAGGCAACAGGAUCAGGUGGAAACCAUGAUCGACACAGCCUCGGACGAACCGCCCGCAGAACUUCAUGGUCUUGAACCCAUACCUCAACCAGAGCAGAUAGAUGUAGUUUCAGAGAAACCAAACUACUCUAUCCUUCCACCUUGGCAAGAGAAUCCAUUGAUUGUCCCGUUGGAUUCGACCUCGACUUUCGGAUCACUCGGAAUCCGGGAGCCGUUGUUAGACAAUUUAAGAAGACUGGGACUGCGACAUGCAUUACCAAUACAAGCCUCAGUACUACCAUUAAUCCUUGAUGGUCCCUCUCAUCACUCCGGCGACCUUUGCGUAUCGGCUGCUACGGGCUCUGGUAAAACGCUCUCCUACGUUUUACCCAUUGUGGCCGAUUUGAAGGAUAUCCCAGGUACAAAGCUCAGGGCUGUCAUUGUUGUCCCCACACGAGAGCUUGUGAAGCAGGUACGGGAUCUGUGCGAUGCUUGUGCGGCAGGAACUUCUAUCAAGUUUGCAACCGCCGUGGGGAGUAAAUCUCUCACCGAAGAGCGAGAUCUGCUGAUGAAGGAAGAAAAGAUCUACGAUCCAGAGGAAUACGAGCGGUGGCAACAGCGUCCCAUCGACUGGGCCGACUUUUCGCUAUCAAGGCUGGCUCAAAAUGCGAAAGAUACGGACCCGAUGGAGGCGAUGGGCUAUGUCACACGCUAUAGGUCCAAGGUAGACGUGCUGAUUACGACGCCCGGUCGAUUAGUCGAUCAUCUCAAGUCUACCUUAGGCUUCACUCUUGACGAUGUGAAGUGGCUCGUUGUGGAUGAAGCAGACCGAUUGCUCAAUGAAAGCUAUCAGGAGUGGAUUGCUGCCGUCAAACCAGCCUUAGAGUCACGGACGGCAACCUCGGGAAGGGAUCAGAUUCUCCGCCACAUGAGGAUGGCACUCCCAAGACGAAAUGUCACCAAGAUGCUGCUUUCUGCAACCAUGACCCGAGAUCUAUCGAAGCUCAAUAGUCUGGGAUUAUGGAACCCGAAGCUGAUCGUGCUCGGUGGUACUCAAGAAAACGCAAGAGCAGCCGGAGUCGACGUCCUGCCAGAACGGCUUGAUGAGCAGCCGCAAAAAGACAGUGAAGUUGUCUAUCUGCCAGAGACCCUCAAAGAGGCCGUGGUUCCUGUCACUAAUGGUGCCGAAAAGCCGUUAUAUCUUCUGGAGCUUCUUCACAGUCAUAUCGCACUGCCUCCUACGUCCUUGAAGCCGGACCACAGCAUUGGACGUUCUUCACUGGAACCAGAUGUGGAAUCCGAGUCCACUUCGUCCUCAGAAUCUAGCUCAGAAUCCCUGACAUCUUCAGAAGACGAGCGUGGGUCGGCUACGGAUGCUCAAUCAGGCUCGCGGGGAAGGUUGACGGCUACCAGCCUCGCCGCGAAGAAGGUCUCAGAGAGUCAAGGGACGACAGCGGGACCCCGAGCUUUGGUUUUUACCCGCUCGACCGCGUCAGCUACCAGACUCUGUCGGUUAUUAUGUAUCAUCGACCCUCUUUUCGCUUCUCGAAUUUCGACCCUGACGCGCAGCACUGCCUCGUCUGCCUCAUCACGACGGGCAUUGGCAUCUUUCCGCAGGUCCAAGAUAUCAAUCUUGAUUGCCACAGACCGCGCCUCUCGUGGGCUGGAUGUGCCAGGUCUCGAACAUGUCGUCUCCUACGAUGUGCCAAACAGUCCUUUGACCUAUGUGCAUCGCGUAGGCCGAACUGCCCGGGCUGGCAGAGUCGGCCAUGCGUGGACAUUCGUUGAACAUAGGGAAGCAGCCUGGUUUUGGCGUGAGAUCGGAGGCAAAGCCAAGCACACAAUGUCGGGAACAGGGAACGACGGCGUUUCGAUCAAUAGGCAGACCAAGAUUUCGAAGCUGAAUUUGAGCGUUGAGGGAGUAGACCUCAGAAAGAGAUACGAGGCGGCUCUGCAACAACUCGAGAAAGAGGUUUUGGGCAAAUAACCAUCCAUGAAAUUGUCAAACAUGUGGUACUAUCUAUGAGCCCAAGUCUCUUUCCUAAACAUACUCCUGCAUAACUUCUAUGAUCGACGAACGGAAUGAAAAAGUUGGCCUUGUGGUUGAACUACUAUCGGCGUUCUCUUCCACGGCCGUAGUGUCCAGCGGGCUCAGUUUCUUCAUCGGGGCCGUCGCAAAGUUCAAUCGACCCGUUCUCUGUUGAAAACAUUGUAAGAUUGUGGCAGGCCAGCCGCUAGAAUUCCUUCGCUUCGUCAGACAGAGGUGUAUUCAAUUGAAGCUUAGGUGAUAUUGCGGUCGGCAUGGAGCCUCGUCAAGUCUCGCUUCGAUACAGC
Molecule: messenger RNA, 2886 nt
Organism: Cladophialophora immunda
Lineage: Eukaryota; Fungi; Ascomycota; Eurotiomycetes; Chaetothyriales; Herpotrichiellaceae
Exons: 1
Coding region: 71-2539 (822 amino acids)
Cellular component (GO): nucleus
Molecular function (GO): RNA helicase activity; ATP binding; nucleic acid binding
Source: RefSeq, a predicted model, not a curated record